This is a messenger RNA of Daphnia pulicaria, 541 nucleotides long. RefSeq lists its product as uncharacterized. Bases 22 to 402 code for a protein of 126 amino acids. The record is from RefSeq and is a predicted model, not a curated record. The transcript is spliced from 5 exons. Lineage: Eukaryota; Metazoa; Arthropoda; Branchiopoda; Diplostraca; Daphniidae.
GUAGAACAGCAGACGCUUCCGAUGGUCAGGAUCGUAAAAUCGUACUGUGUCAACCUUUCUGUGCAUCAAGUAAUGCAGCUGGUGGCCUCGUCCACUCGUCCCAAUGUUGAAUGGCGGCCAUUACAAAUCUAUCUGAUACGCCAAGCCCUUGCUGGAUCAACCAUGCAGCAGAAUGGAAUGGGCAUGCAGCCCUUGUUGCAUCAUCCACCACCCCAUUCCACUGAUGACACCCAUUCUGGCAUACACCUUUUGUUGUUAAUGUUGUUGUUGGAUAAUAUUCAUGAGAAUUCGUUUCUAUUCAUGUACAAGUGGAGACAAGUGGAGACCAUUCUGAAACAUUUCUGUGGAAACCUUUCAAUUAAGGGUCAAUUUCUGAUGAACAGGAAAGCCCCAUCCGGUUGAGAGAUGCCAAAUUCAACUUUGAUAAUAACCAUCCCCAGCGGUUCAAGCACUUGCACCACCAGUACUAGUGGGACCACAACCACCACGCCACCUCUUGGUCAAAUGCCUCUGCACCACCACCGUGUGCACCAACAGCGCG